UCAACAUCGAGUGCAGUGUUCCAAGCUCGGAGGCCACCUCUGGCGAUCGUAUCAAAGGUAGAUUCACAGCGGCAGAAGAGGAAAAGACAGUGCGAAGGCGGAAGAUACGAGCCCAGCCACGAGACAGGAAGACGACGACGAGGCCGAGAAGGCCAACAUAGAGAAGCCGUACAGGGACCCUCCAUAAUCAACAAACACCGCUUGCCGGACACCGCAGCCACCAAGAUGUCGAUCCUCGGGAAACUUCUCUACAUUACCGUCCUCCUGCUUAACGCCAUUUGCAUCCCUUCCGAGGACCGGUUCCUCGCGCGCGUCGGUCUUGCCCCGGCAACAUACCAGCGUGGCUUUGGCCAGGAGGUCGACUCGAGCGUCCGAUACAGGAUCAUACAGCUCAUUGCGAGUGUGCGGACCGUUAUGAGGGUACCCCUAAUCAUAAUCAACACGCUGAUCAUAGUGUACGAGCUCAUAUUGGGUUGAGUUAGAAGGUGGGAAGGGGGAGAGCUUGGUCAGAGGCACCCCUUUGGUCAGCUGCACAUGGCUGCGGAAUUGGGAUACUGUGUUCACAAACUGGGGCAACAGGUUCUGGCUACAGGCGUUCGGGAGCGGAAUGUUUGGGCCUAUGCUAUGCACUGCAGCGCAAUGAGCGGAUCUAAU
Molecule: messenger RNA, 654 nt
Organism: Chaetomium strumarium
Lineage: Eukaryota; Fungi; Ascomycota; Sordariomycetes; Sordariales; Chaetomiaceae
Product: Yos1-like protein
Exons: 5
Coding region: 226-477 (83 amino acids)
Biological process (GO): endoplasmic reticulum to Golgi vesicle-mediated transport
Cellular component (GO): endoplasmic reticulum membrane; COPII-coated ER to Golgi transport vesicle; Golgi membrane
Source: RefSeq, a predicted model, not a curated record